CAAGGAGCCACUGGUAGCAAGAGAUAUCGAUGGACGACUAAUCGGAAGGUUCAGCUGGCUACCAGUAAGGUGAACAGCCCGACUCUCUUUGAUGAGGCCUUACACCAGGACUUGGCAGACUUUCAGGUCCAGUACCCCGCCCUGACAUUGCUCCAAUACGUUGAUGACCUCCUCCUGGCGGCCACUUCGGAGAAAGAAUGUCAGGAGGGCACAAAAGACCUCCUACAGACAUUGGGACGAUUAGGAUAUCGGGCAUCAGCCAGGAAGGCUCAGAUAUGCCAGGAACAAGUCAUUUACCUAGGUUAUCAAUUAAAAGAUAGACAGAGAUGGCUGACCGAGGCGCGCAAACAGACUAUCACUAACAUUCCUGCUCCCCGGACCCCCCGCCAGCUGAGAGAGUUCCUGGGAACAGUGGGAUACUGCCGCCUCUGGAUCCCAGGGUUUGCAGAGGUGGCUGCACCCUUGUAUCCAUUAACUAAACAAGGAACAAUGUUUGAUUGGGGAGAGGAACAACAGAGGGCUUUCAAAAACAUUAAGAAAGCCUUAUUAGCCUCCCCUGCUUUAGGCCUCCCUGACAUUACCAAGUCUUUCAAUUUGUUAGUGGAUGAAAAACAGGGUUAAGCUAAAGGGGUCCUAACUCAAAAACUGGGCCGUUGGAGGCGUCCUGUAGCUUACCUCUCAAAGAAACUCAACCCAGUAGCUUCAGGGUGGCCGCCCUGUCUGCAAAUGGUAGCAGCGAUUGCAGUCCUCACCAAGGACGCGGGUAAACUGACUCUGGGCCAGCCAUUGACUAUCCUGGCGCCCCAUGCGGUGGAGGCCCUGGUCAAGCAGCCUCCAGACCGCUGGCUCUCUAAUGCCCACAUGACCCAUUACCAAGCCAUGCUCCUGGAUACGGACCGGGUGCACUUCGGACCUGUGGUCGCUCUUAAUCCCGCGACCUUGCUCCCCCUGCCGGAGGAAGCGGAACACCAUGACUGCCUCCAGAUCCUUGCGGAAAUAUACGGGACCAGGCCGGACCUGACAGAUCAACCCCUCCGAGAUGCUGACUAUACUUGGUACACGGAUGGCAGCAGUUUCCUGGCAAAUGGGGAACAAAGAGCGGGGGCGGCAGUGACAUCGGAGACUGAGGUAAUUUGGGCAGAAGCCCUCCCCGCAGGCACCUCCGCCCAGAGGGCUGAACUCAUCGCUCUGACCCAGGCACUCCGGAUGGCAGAAGGUAAGAGGCUAAAUGUUUAUACGGAUAGCCGAUAUGCCUUCGCCACGGCUCACAUACAUGGGGAAAUUUAUCGAAGAAGAGGGCUGCUGACCUCAGAAGGAAAGGAAAUUAAAAACAAACUUGAGAUACUGGCACUCCUAAAAGCCUUAUUUUUGCCCCAAAAAUUAAGUAUUAUGCACUGCCCUGGGCAUCAAAAAGGCCAAAGCCCUGAGGCAAAGGGAAAUAGACUGGCAGAUAACACUGCUCGAGAGAUUGCCAUGAAAUCAACCAAGACCUCCCAAGCUUUCCCCUUGAAGAACCGGGAAGAGGCCCAAGCCUCCAGUUCGUUACCCUAUAGUAAAGAGGACAUUGAUCUCCUAAAGAAAAUGGGGGCCACAUAUGACCCCAAAAAGCAACAUUAG
This is a messenger RNA of Alexandromys fortis (reed vole), 1617 nucleotides long. RefSeq lists its product as uncharacterized. Gene Ontology annotation, molecular function: nucleic acid binding; RNA-DNA hybrid ribonuclease activity. Lineage: Eukaryota; Metazoa; Chordata; Mammalia; Rodentia; Cricetidae. The record is from RefSeq and is a predicted model, not a curated record.